AUGGGCAGUUCGGCUCUCAGUGCGGCGAUCGGUCCCAUCGAAGUCGAGUUCCCAGGAUACAGCGCUCAAGUGUACUCUCUAGGUCAGUACAAGGUCGCGCUCGUCACACAUGCCGGCGAUCUUCAGCUCACCGGAAUCUACAUCCUAGGCUUCGUGUUAGGCCCUUUCCUCUGGGCCCCAGGCAGCGAGGUGUUCGGGAGGCGGCCCAUCUACAUAUGGACUCUCAUUCCACUUACGGCCUUUGACGCCGCGGUGUGUGGCGCCAAGUCAAUGCCGGCGCUGCUCAUCUGCCGUUUCCUGGCGGGAACGUUUGGCUGUAGUUCCAUGACGAACGCAGCGGGCAUCAUUUCAGACAUGUUCCUCGCUGAGCAGCGUGGCCUUGCCAUGGGCGUCUUUGGCGCCAUGCCGUGGCUGGGACCGGUUGUGGGGCCAUUGGUUGGCGGCUUUCUGGGUGAAGCUGAUGGAUGGCGAUGGGUCGCGGCUGUCGUGGCCCUCUUCUCGGCCCUCCUUGCUGCAUUGCAUAUCAUCUUCUUGCCGGAGACCUAUGCGCCUGUCCUCCUCCGCAAGCGCGCCACGAGACUGUCGGCCAACACCGGCAAAGUGUAUCGGUGCCACCACGAUGUUGCCAAGCCCUUCAGCCACCGGGAAUUGAUCACCACCCAGCUCAAGGUGCCCUUCAAGCUGCUGUUUACGGAGCCUAUUGUGUUUACGCUGUGUCUCUACAUGGCGUGCAUCUUUGGAAUUCUUUACAUGCAAUUCACGUCGUUCCCACUUGUCUUCAAGGGAGCCCGCGGUUGGACUUCUGGCGAGUCGGCACUCGCCUUCAUCCCCAUGUCCAUCGGGUGCAACCUCGCCCUCCUCUACAUGGUGUUCUGGGGAAACCCUAAAUACGCAAAAGGUCUACAAGAGCUUGGAUAUCAGCCACCAGAGGCCCGCUUGCCUUCGGGCUUUACAGGCAGUGUCAUGCUCCCUGUCGGCUUGUUCAUUUUCGCCUGGACGUGCGUCCCAGUUCACAUCCACUGGAUCGUCUGCAUGAUCGGCCUGCUCUGUUUCGGAUCUGGAAUGGUGCUAAUCUUCCUCGCCACCCAAAACUACCUCGUGGACGCGUACCUCCCCACAGCCGCCUCUGUCAUGGCGGCCGGAACCGUUACUCGUUCCAUCAUCGGUGUCGUUCUCCCGCUUUUCACGUUGAACAUGUACGACGCUCUGGGCAUCAACUGGGCGUCGUGCGUUGUCGCUUUCAUUGCCCUCGUCUUCACUCCAGUCCCGGUCCUGCUGUUCGUGUACGGACGACGCAUUCGCCGCUUGACGAAACACGGCAGGAUGAGCGACGACCACUACCUCGCCCUCGCCGAGGCGCGUACUGUCCUUGUGCGGGAAAAGACGAGGGAGGGAGACGCGGAGAUGGCGAGCAGGAUACCGCCUAUCAACGAUAUCGACGAGGAGAACGACGACCCGGUGUUGGAGGACAAUCUCUCGGAGCGGUUUGCGAAUGGUGUUUUAUAG
This is a messenger RNA of Apiotrichum porosum, 1506 nucleotides long. RefSeq lists its product as uncharacterized. Gene Ontology annotation, biological process: transmembrane transport. Gene Ontology annotation, molecular function: transmembrane transporter activity. NCBI's taxonomy places the organism in Eukaryota, Fungi, Basidiomycota, Tremellomycetes, Trichosporonales, Trichosporonaceae. The transcript is spliced from 5 exons. The record is from RefSeq and is a predicted model, not a curated record. Bases 1 to 1506 code for a protein of 501 amino acids.